AUGCAGAAUCAACCUACAGGCCCCCCAAGAAAGCGAGCUCUUCAAGCAUGCGACUUCUGCCACUCCCGAGGGUUGAAGUGUCGUCGGUUAUCAGCCGACCCACAAACCCAAGAUAUCUCCAACGUCUGCCUGACCUGCAUUGACUAUAACGUCCAAUGCACGAUGAACCGGCCUGUCAAAAGACGUGGCAGAAAGCCCACUGGCCCAAGCGGAGAGACGGGUCCCGGGGUACAAGCAGAUCCUCAAACAUCUAGCUUCAAGUCGCCUGAUUGCAUACAUCGUCUCAUAGAGAUCUACCGGGAUACCAUGUACCAAUGCUAUUUCCCGUUUCUAUCCGAAAACGACCUCGAAGUACGAUGGGCAAACAGCAUACCUCGUGAAAAUGAGGUAUCAUACAUGCUCCUCAUGGCACUGUGUGCUGUUAGUGCUCAGAGUUUGACUCUCAAAGCCGUUUUCGAUAGCGAGUUGCUGGGUGACAUGAAUGUUCACGACAGCGAGACAUACUUUACCGAAGCUGUAUCUCAUGUACCCACGCGCGUACCUGAUUCCAAUGACCUAGACUACUUCAGGACAUUUGGCUUGCUGGCUGUUUACUCGCUAAAGAGCGGAAACAAGAGCGAUCUCCAUCGAUAUCUCGGGCUAUGUCAUGCUCUCAUCGCUCAGAAUGGCUUGCAGAAUGAAAGUUAUUGGGAUUGCUCCAUCUCAUUAGCUGAAGUGGAUGACAGACGACGCCUUUUUUGGUGCGUCUACCGCUUGGAAGUCCACUCGGCCUGUGUACUCGGCCACAUUAUCCGUUUGCCAGAAGCACAAAUCUCAGUGCAAUACCCUCGUAUUACUCCGAUCAUGACGCGCGAGACACAAGCAUGGACGGCUGGGUGGGACUACAUCACGGAUUUAUUCCGUUUGAUGGAAUACACAAUCCUCAAUUUGCGUCAACAAAAUCACGCCAAGGUUGUCUUUACUGCUCUUCGCGAUCGUCCCAGCCCAGAAGCGUUGCUUGAGAGUCUCAAACACCUUAAAGCUAACAAACCUUUCAUACUUCGUGUUCUAUCACAGCCACACGAUGAGCUGCAGAGCAAUCGGUGCAAGUACAUGGCAGUUCAAAUCACCUGUACUGAAGCGUUGGUCAACAUUAUGGCAUUACUUCAUUGCCAUGCGCCAGUGAGCGACGUGAUCAAGGUUGCAGAAGAUUUUCUCAACGAAAUAUCUGAAGCGUCUCUGAUCAUGUUCAAGGUGGCGAGUAGUCAGAUCAUACAACAGCUGCUGGGUGUGGGGUACAUGGUCUACAACGCCUUUCUGUAUGAUGAGCAUCAGUGCCAAUUUGCUGUAGGUAGAUUAGUGUCGUAUUUGGAGGAUAUCAUCAAGAAUCUGGAGCAGGAUAUUCCCACUGCUGCUGCUGCGAGAGGAGAGUUGCAAAAGCUGGCAAGGUGUAUCAUUUAA
This is a messenger RNA of Fusarium graminearum PH-1, 1440 nucleotides long. RefSeq lists its product as uncharacterized. NCBI's taxonomy places the organism in Eukaryota, Fungi, Ascomycota, Sordariomycetes, Hypocreales, Nectriaceae. The transcript is spliced from 2 exons. Bases 1 to 1440 code for a protein of 479 amino acids. Gene Ontology annotation, biological process: DNA-templated transcription; regulation of DNA-templated transcription. The record is from RefSeq and is a predicted model, not a curated record. Gene Ontology annotation, molecular function: DNA-binding transcription factor activity, RNA polymerase II-specific; zinc ion binding; DNA binding.